ACCACUGGCUUGGUUGGAUUAGCUGUAUCCCAGAAUCCACAUGAGCGCUUGAAUAUAUUGUAUACAAAGAUCCUUGCUGCCCUGCAGACCAUUCCAAACGAUGCAGCAUACCGGAAAUACACAGAACAGAUCAUCAGUGAACGAUAUAAUGCAGUAAAGACUGAAUCCAAUGUUGAGAAACUGGAGCAGAAAAUGAAUUGUGGCCAAAUUGAAGAAGUCAUUCAACAGGCUGAGAAUGAAUUAUAUCUGGCAAGAAAAAUGUCUGUGUGGAAACCUUGGGAGCCUUUAAUUGAAGAAUCUCCUGCAGAUCAGUGGAAGUGGCCAGUCUAG
This is a messenger RNA of Staurois parvus, 330 nucleotides long. NCBI's taxonomy places the organism in Eukaryota, Metazoa, Chordata, Amphibia, Anura, Ranidae. The record is from the annotation of a GenBank genome assembly.